UCAAAUUCGGAUAUCAAUCAAAAUGGCAAUAGCAGUACGAACUCACAGGACAACGAAGCUCUUCGGCAGGGAAAGGCCACUGCAUGAUGCCCUAGGUGGACACAAAGCUGCAGACAUCAUCCUGUGGAGGGACAAGAAGGUGUCGGCGUCCAUCCUCGCCGGCGCAACGGUGGCAUGGUACCUCUUCGAGGUGGCGGAUUACCAUUUCCUGACGCUGGCCUGCUACCUCGCCAUGCUCGGCAUGCUCGUCGUCUUCAUAUGGGCCAAUGCUUCUUCUUUCAUGAACCUGCCGGCUCCAAGAAUCCCUGAGACUGUCAUGUCUGAGAGAACCACCAGGCAAGUGAUCCUGGCAUUGCACAGCAGGCUAACCUGGUUCGUGCACAGGCUCUACGACAUUGCUUGUGGAAAGGACAUCAAAAUGUUCAUCUUGACGGUGCUCUCCCUGUACAUAGCGUCACUGAUAGCAAGCUGCUUCAGCUCCCUGACUCUACUGUACCUAGUUGCACUAGGCACCAUGACGCUGCCAGCGCUGUACGAGAAUUACGAGAACGAGGUCGACCACCUGGUCUCCACGGCCGUGCACGAUCUCAAGAGCCACGUCGGCGAGAUGGAUUCAGGCGUUCUGAGGAAGAUCCCAAGAGGCAGAGGAGCCACUGCAAAUUGAGCUGAUCAGUAACUAAUCAAUCGAGACCGAGACUCAAUUUAAGACAGCAUCCACGACGACUACCUUAAUACAUUACAAGCAUUUGAUGAUAUGUACAUAUAACGCUCCUUAAAACCGGAUUAAGAACCCGAUCCGUGCUUGUAUAUCUGAAGGGGAAGACUGAUCCAAAGCUGGUCUUCCACUGUUCAUGUAAAACACACACAGCUUUCGUUUCCGGUUCUUUUCA
This is a messenger RNA of Oryza brachyantha (malo sina), 890 nucleotides long. RefSeq names its product reticulon-like protein B9. NCBI's taxonomy places the organism in Eukaryota, Viridiplantae, Streptophyta, Magnoliopsida, Poales, Poaceae. Bases 23 to 664 code for a protein of 213 amino acids. The record is from RefSeq and is a predicted model, not a curated record. The transcript is spliced from 5 exons.